Suncus etruscus (white-toothed pygmy shrew) is the source of this 1190-nucleotide messenger RNA. It is a transcript of the gene GLT1D1, whose product is annotated as glycosyltransferase 1 domain containing 1. Bases 40 to 1071 code for a protein of 343 amino acids. Lineage: Eukaryota; Metazoa; Chordata; Mammalia; Eulipotyphla; Soricidae. The record is from RefSeq and is a predicted model, not a curated record. Gene Ontology annotation, molecular function: glycosyltransferase activity. The transcript is spliced from 12 exons.
ACUUGGCCAGGCCGGCCGGGCUGGAGGCGGCGGAGGGCCAUGCGGCUCCUGUUCCUGGCCGUGCUGCGGCGACACACGGGCAACGCCGUCACGGCCAGGCGCGUCCGUUCCCAUCUCGAGGCAGCCGGGCAUGACUGUGUCCUGAGGGAUGCCCUGGACUUUGACAGCCCGUCCGAGGUGGCUCGUCUCGUACAGGCAGAUGGCGUGGAGGCCGCCCUGGCUCUGCACCUCUACCGCGGGGGAAGGCUCCUCCAGGGUCUGGCCGUGCCCUUUGGCAUCAUCUUUGGUGGCACAGACUUAAACGAAGAUGUGAAUCAGGAGGACAAGCGUCACGUGAUGGGCAGGGUAUUGGAGGAAGCCAGGUUUGCUGUGGCGUUCACGGAGGCCAUGAGGGAGACGGCUCAUAGACAGUGGCCACACAUCCAGGGGAAGGUGUUUGUGCAGGGCCAAGGAAUCAUCACAACACCCAACGCUGACCUGAACUGGAACGAAUUCCUUCAGCGCCUGGACAUCAUCCCGAGCAUAGACAGGCUGUAUGUCUUCAUCCUCGUCUGUGGCCUGCGCCCCGUCAAGGACCCCCUAUACCUGCUGGAUGCUUUCUCAGAGUGGCACCAGGAGGAGCCCGGGGUGUACCUGGUGAUCGUAGGCCCUGAGGUGGAUCCAGUGUUUACCAGAGAAGUUAAGGCCAAAGUCCAAAGGAGCACAGGGGUGCGGCUGCUGCCUGAGAUGCCGCAGGAGGACCUUCACGCCGCUGUCAGGAGCAGCUUCGCGUUGGUCAACAGCUCCGUGUCCGAGGGCAUGUCAGCUGCCAUUCUGGAGGCCAUGGACCUGGAGGUGCCAGUGCUGGCCCGAAACAUCCCAGGAAACGCAGCCGUGGUGCAGCAUGGAGUCACGGGGCUGCUGUUCGCAAAUCCACAGGAAUUCCUCCAGCUGGCCAAGCGGCUGGUUGCCGAGCCGGCCUGGAAGAAGGAGCUGGUGGCCAACGGGAAGGCAUAUGUGGGCCAGUGCCACUCCUGGCGGGGUGAGCAGGACACCUACCAACGCCUGGUGCAGCGCCUGCAGGAGGCCUAGGGGUGCUCAGCACACGCCAGCCCCUGGGACCCACCCGGUGCCCCUCACAGACCCUCGGUCCUUCCUGCACAUUUCCAGCAAGCCUGAGCACACGGCACUGGUAGCCAGCUCAGGGCAUC